This is a messenger RNA of Melospiza georgiana, 3621 nucleotides long. RefSeq names its product chromosome 4 C12orf75 homolog (gene C4H12orf75). The transcript is spliced from 5 exons. NCBI's taxonomy places the organism in Eukaryota, Metazoa, Chordata, Aves, Passeriformes, Passerellidae. The coding region runs from base 1763 to 2008 and encodes 81 amino acids. The record is from RefSeq and is a predicted model, not a curated record.
UGAAAGGGCCGUGAACCUUUUAGAGAAACUGAUUUUGAUCACACAGAGUUUAGACUAAAACAUAAGAAAGUUAUGCCCCUUGUGCAGAAUAGACACAGCAAAGGAAUAGUUUCUUCUAGAAAAAAUUAAAAAUCCUGCUAGGUCCAGCUAGGUUUUUCAAAACGCAUGUUGUCUGAAGUGUUGCCGAUGCCUGGGCUCUGUCUAGGGGUACAAGGGGGUGCCCUGAAGGCUCGUUGCUGAGCUGACUGCAUGAACCGGCCUUGGUAGCAGAAAAUGUCUCCCUACAUUGACAGAGAUUGAGCUCGCACAGCAAUGCCAGCCUUCCAUCUGGGUACAAUUAAUUGUACAGGUAGUGCUUCAUAGAUGUGCCCGCAAAGCCGAAAAGUCUCAGAGGGCUGCCUGGUGGAGUAAGGUUUCAAAGCAAGGGCCUAAGCUUAUUGUGACUAGAGCUACUCCCUCCAAUUUACGUAAGGCUUUCCGCUGAUACAUGUAGCCAUACUGAGAUUUUGCUGACUCUGGAAGUAAGACUAACAGAAAAAAUGUGUACGAGUCUAGUCGAUGUUGUUGCCGAGAAAAUGAGGGAUAGUCAGGUUAUAGGAAAUAGGAAUGGCAUUGUGUUCAGGAAUUAGCUGUAAAGGGUGAUGUUUUCUGCCAUUCAAGCAAUCCAUUCAGGUAGACAGAGCCAGAAAGCCUUGCCAGGUCUAUUACUUCUUCUUGUUAAAAAUAAGAAUGCAAAAGGCAUAUUCUUACACAUCAAAGAGAGAUGAAAGGUAUUUGCUAUUUGUAUAUAUUUUUCAUCAGCAGAAGAAAUAAAAGUUUUCCAAAAAAUGAAGUACCGUGGGAGAAAAAAACACAACCUACCUCCAAACUCAAAAAAUCUUUGUGAUUGUGUGAUUGGCUACUUCCGUUUCUUCAGGAUGAGCUCAGAUCACCUUUUCCAGCUAAGUACUAAGAGGAAAGGAGAAGUGAAAGGUUUUUCUAAUGUCUCUCUAACUUCUGUAAUUAAUAGAAGGGAUAAUUUACUGGUUACUCAGCUGAAUUCUAUACUAGCAAGAGCAACAUAACAUUAGUAACUUGGGAGGAGCAAGAAAGAGUUUGUACUUGGGUAAAUGUUUAUCUCCCAGCAAGAAACAUCUGAGUCACCAAAACAAAAAAGUCAGUCACUUAUACCAGGUAGCCAGGUGGCAGCUUUUGUCUCUUUGGUUUUUUGUUAAAUAGCAAGAUGAAUUAAGGGGUGGUUGAUCUCCUUAGAUGUCUGGGGCUUUUGAAGGGUUGUUUCCCAAUGUUUAUAUUAGUUCUGCUAGUCAUUUUAUAAAACUUUGUUUAUCUGGCAGGAAGAAUGAGGCAGCAUUUUAUACAUGUGGUGCCAGCUCUACAACUGCAUCAAGUGGCAGAAUAAUCAGGUGUUUGGGAGUAAUUGCCUGGUUAGUUGUGCCAACUUUGUGGCAGACAAAACCACCAGAGUUCUGAGCAAAUGGAAGCAUAUAAAAUUCAGAAAGAGUAUUUUUUUCUUAUGUUGCUCCCAUCUUGAGUGACUGCACCUGGGCACUGGUCCACAGCAGCAUCAUUUUCACACUGGGCCACUGAGUCUGGCCCAGAUGUGAUAGAUUUAAGGGAUUGUGUGGAUGAUCAUUAAGGAUAAAUGUAGCAAUCAUGAGAAAUGUGUUCUCUUACAGUGGCAAAUUUUUGUUGCUAUUUCUGUGUUGUUUAGGACAGAAAGACAGAAAAACAGUUACUGCACUGUUGGUUGGUUUACAGGAUUAUGCCAUUACCUAGUAAACAUGUUUUGGUUUUUUUUUUUGUCCUAGGUGCUACAGGGACUACUAAAGAUAUAGCAGAAGAAUCCAUAUCAGAUGAUGACAAAAGGAGGAACUAUGGAGGGGUGUACGUGGGCCUGCCAUCAGAUGCGGCUGCCAUGGCUCCCAGUCAGACGAAAGCUGCACCCAAAGGUACUGGCAGAUUAGAAGGAAAUAAAGACAUCAAGAUGCAAGCAACCCGAGUCUAUUAAGAACAGUUGCCAGUGCUUUGGAGAGAGCUGUCUUUGUGCUGAAGAUUUUGAUAUUUACACAGCCUUCCAGAGAGCAGGAGAGAUCAGAGCACCAAAAAAUCCAAACUGUUCCAAGUUCCAGCAAUGGGUAAAGCUUAAAGUACAGUGUUGAAUUCCUUUCCAGUGAUAGUUGCAUUAUGGAAACCUCCUGCUGUUCUCCAGUGAAAGAUGAAAUUAGUGAACUCAUGGUGGAUGUUGCUGUUCAAGAGCUAACUUUGAUGAUCUGCAACUUAUUUCUCUGUGGCCAUAUUGCAGAUUCCAUCAGCUAUCAGCUAUGCUUCAUAUAUUUCCUCAAAAAAGUUUGAUAGAUUUUAUAUAGAAAACCAUCACUACUGUCCACUCAAUAGUUUCUAUGGUAGGUUCCUGUAAAUUAAUUGUUAUUUUACUUCAGAGUAAUAUAUUUGACAAGUUUGCAUCUUUUUGGGAAUAUUACAAAUUUUAAUAUUUUUGCUGUGAAAUAUUAAGAAUAGGAUGAAACAAGCUUAAGACUUUAAGGUUCUUUAUAAUUAUUACUGUCCCUUUUAUACCAUGUGACAAAUAUUAGUGUUUAAUUUUCACCUUGUAAAAAGAUGUUGCUCAAGGAAAUUGAUUCAAAUAAGAACGAUAUACUUCAUUGUAUUAUUUACAUGUCUGUUUAUAUUUUACUUUAGCUAUAUCUCUUUUAUAACGCAUUACAUAUAAAAAUACUAACAAAAUAAACUAUUAUGUGUUCCAUUCCAUGUAAUAAUAAUAUGUCCUUGCAUAAGGAUGAAGUGAUAGUAUUUUUGGAGCUAGUGGGACUAGACUCCAGUGCUGCAUCCUCCUGACCUGUAGAGUAUUUUUGAUCACUAUUAGAGUUUUAUAUCCCUGUCUCAUCUGAAAGCAUCUCCAGUAUGGCAAAUUGAAACAGAAUGAGCAUUAUUACUACUUUAGCAAAUUGUUCAGGUUUUAAAAUUCAUUAAGUUAAUAGCAAUUGUAAGUUUCUCAUAGAACAUAAAACAGAUUGUACAUUUACAGAUGGCUAAAUAAGUAUUUAAACUACUAAAGCCUUUUGCAGCAUUCUUUAGUCAAACUCUUUUUAAUGGGACUUGAUACACCAUACACUAUAAAUAAUCAAAUAAACAAAGAAAAACCCCCACCCAAUCUGCACCAUAUUAAUAUAUUACUGUACAUUCAUGACCAUUUAUAAAAUUAAAAGAAAACAACAAACCAUAAAAUUUGGGCAUGAAGAAAUAAGCUGCUGUGAACCAUGAAAUUCCUGCACUUUUCACUGAUACCCAUUACUACCAAUGAACUACCAUUGACUAUGAUUUCCAGUAACUUGCAGCUUUCACUUUUAUAUAGUGGUAGUUUGAUGUGAGGCUUGCAAAAAGAGAUAUUUAAAAGUAUUCCUUGCUUGUCCUCUUUUAAUUAUUUGUGACAUUAUUUAUUGCUAUUCUCUACCAGUCUGUUACUUGGGUUAUCAAUGAUUUCAGGCUUCCAGCUCCUGUAUCAUUCUUGACUGUCGACCUCAAACUGAAAUGAAAUAAGCUUGAGAUUAAAUAAGCUUGAAGAUGUGGUGUUAAAAUAUCUCUCAGUAUGAAUGAAAGUCUGUA